CAAGCAAUCAUCACCGCCAUGCUUACAAAUAAACUCCUCAACCUUGGGCUUACAACCCUCCUCACUUCCGUCCUCGCCAACCCCCUCAUCCCCAGUCUCGAGCACCGCCAGCUCGGUUCCUGCGCCACCGUUCCUUGUGCUCCCGGUCUCUGCUGCUCGAUCUACGACUACUGCGGUACCGGGCCCGAUUACUGUCAAGUUGGCUCGUGUGUUGGCGGUGUGGGUGGGACCUGUGCUGCGGGAAUGUGUUGCUCGAUUUACGGUUAUUGUGGAGUAGGAGACGGAUAUUGCCCUCCAACGACGACAUCUUCAAGUACGUCGUCGAGUGCUUCCCCUACACCUACGGGAACCGUGAAUCAGUGGGGUCAGUGUGGAGGCCAGGGUUAUAACGGACCAACAACUUGUGUGGUGCCGUAUAAGUGCACUUUUUACAGUAUUUGGUGGUCUGAUUGCAGAUGAGAGUGGUAGCUGGUAAGGUCUUGGGAAGUGGCUUGGGGUUUCGGUGACAUUAAUGGAUCAAAUGAGCGUUAUGAAUGGGUAUGAUAAUUAUGAGGGUACUGUAACAAAGGAAACUUUUGAAAAGUAUUAAUACCGGAGAUAUCAUGUAAUAGAGAUAUCAGAGUGACGAGGGCAGGG
This is a messenger RNA of Hyaloscypha bicolor E, 636 nucleotides long. RefSeq names its product carbohydrate-binding module family 18 protein. The transcript is spliced from 2 exons. Lineage: Eukaryota; Fungi; Ascomycota; Leotiomycetes; Helotiales; Hyaloscyphaceae. Gene Ontology annotation, biological process: carbohydrate metabolic process. Bases 19 to 459 code for a protein of 146 amino acids. Gene Ontology annotation, molecular function: cellulose binding; chitin binding. The record is from RefSeq and is a predicted model, not a curated record. Gene Ontology annotation, cellular component: extracellular region.